GCUCUAGCCACUCCCUACGCCCGGCCGGCGGACCCUGCACUCUCAUGUCCAUCCACAGCUCCAUUCAAAGUGCUGAGAUCCAGAUGAGAGCCCCAUCCAGCCUCAUCUAGCACGGCAUUCGAGUGAAACAAAAAAAAAAAACUGCAGGGGAAGGGCUUCAGGAGCAACUCCAGACUUGGGGAAUCACCUCUUGGAUUCCUACUUUUUGUCCGAAGAGUGGAUUUAGGACGAUAGGGAGCAACUCUUGCUGAGAUAAAGAGGGGGCGACACCUGCAGCCAAAAAUGGAGGUGAAAACGUCACUUCUAGACAACAUGAUUGGGGUUGGGGACAUGGUCCUCCUAGAACCCCUAUCCGAAGACUCAUUCAUCGAGAACCUGAGGAACCGCUUUGACCACAACGAGAUCUACACGUACAUCGGCAGUGUGGUGAUCUCCAUGAACCCCUACAGGUCCCUGCCCAUCUUCACGCCAGAGAAAGUGGAGGAGUAUCGCAACAGGAACUUCUAUGAGCUCAGUCCACACAUAUAUGCUUUGGCAGAUGAGGCCUACAGUUCACUGAGAGACCAGGACAAGGACCAAUGCAUCCUCAUCACAGGGGAGAGUGGGGCGGGGAAAACUGAGGCCAGUAAGCUGGUGAUGUCAUACGUGGCAGCGGUGUGUGGGAAGGGCCAGGAGGUUAAUAAGGUCAAGGAACAGCUGCUGCAGUCCAAUCCAGUGCUGGAGGCCUUUGGAAAUGCCAAAACAGUAAGGAAUGACAACUCUUCUAGAUUUGGAAAGUACAUGGACAUUGAGUUUGACUUCAAAGGAGAUCCUCUCGGUGGGGUCAUCAGCAACUAUCUGCUGGAGAAGUCACGUGUGGUGAAACAGCCAAGAGGAGAGAGGAACUUCCACGUCUUUUAUCAGCUUUUGUCUGGAGCCUCGGAUGACACGCUCAAGAAGCUGAAGCUGGAUCGGGACUUCAGCAAGUACAACUACCUGAGCCUGGACUCUGCUGCGGUCAACGGGCUGGAUGAUGCGGCCAACUUCAGGACAGUCAGAAAUGCCAUGCAGAUCGUGGGCUUCAUGGAGGACGAGGUGCAGUCAGUGCUGGAGCUGGUGGCGGCCGUGCUGAAGCUCGGCAACAUAGAGUUCAAGCCAGAGUCCCGCUGUAACGGCACAGACGAGAGUCGCAUCAAAGACAAAAACGAUUUGAAGGAGAUGUGCGAGCUGCUGGGGAUCGAACAGUCAGUGCUGGAAAGAGCGUUCAGCUAUCGUACAGUGGAGGCUAAGCUGGAGAAAGUGUCCACCACCCUGAAUGUUUCCCAGGCCUACUACGCCCGGGAUGCCCUCGCCAAAAACCUCUACAGUCGUCUGUUUAGCUGGCUAGUCACCAGGAUCAACGAAAGCAUUAAAGCACAAGCCAAAACUCGACACAAAGUCAUGGGUGUGCUCGACAUCUAUGGCUUUGAGAUAUUUGAGGACAACAGCUUCGAGCAGUUCAUCAUCAACUACUGCAACGAGAAGCUGCAGCAGAUCUUCAUCGAGCUGACCCUGCGCGAGGAGCAGGAGGAGUAUGUCAGAGAGGGCAUCGAGUGGACCAACAUUGAAUAUUUCAACAAUGCCAUUAUCUGCGACCUCAUUGAGAAUCACCAAAACGGCAUCUUGGCCAUGUUAGACGAGGAGUGCCUGAGGCCAGGGACGGUCACGGACGAGACAUUCCUGGACAAACUCAACACCAUCUGUGCUGAACACCAACACUUUGAGAGUCGUCUCAGCAAGAAUUCAAAGUUCCUUACCGACCACAGCCUGCCACACAGCUGCUUCCGCAUCCAGCACUACGCCGGGAAGGUGUUGUACCGCACUGAGGGCUUCGUAGACAAGAACAACGACCUGUUGUACCGGGACCUGUCACAGGCCAUGUACAAGGCCACCCACAGCCUCAUCAAGCAGCUCUUCCCUGAAGGCAACCCAGCCAAAGUCAACCUGAAGAGACCACCGACUGCUGGAUUCCAGUUCAAAGCGUCAGUGGGUACGCUGAUGAGGAACCUGCAGACCAAGAACCCAAACUACAUCCGGUGCAUUAAGCCCAACGACAAGAAGGCAGCCCACAUCUUCACCGACUCUCUGGUCCGCCAUCAGGCACGGUACCUGGGCCUGAUGGAGAACGUUCGCGUGAGGAGAGCGGGGUACGCCUUCCGCCAAGCCUACGAGCCGUGUCUGGAGCGCUACAAAAUGCUGUGCAAGCGGACGUGGCCCCACUGGAGAGGACCUGCCAGGGAAGGAGUGGAGGUGCUCAUGGGCGACCUCCAGGUCCCAACAGAAGAGUACUCGUACGGCCGCUCCAAGAUCUUCAUCAGGAACCCAAGAACGCUCUUCUUCUUGGAGGAAAGGAGGAGGCAAUGCCUGCAAGACCUGGCCACACUCAUUCAGAAGAUCUACCGUGGCUGGAAGUGCCGCAGCCACUUCCUGCUGCUCAAAGAGAGCCAGAUCGUAGUGGCUGCAUGGUACCGCCGAUUCGCUCAACAAAAGAAAUACAAGAAGAUCAAGAGCGCCACCACCGUGAUGCAGUCCUACGCUAGAGGAUGGCAGGCUCGCAAACUCCUGAGAGAGCUGAAAUAUCAGAAGAGGUGUGAGGAGGCAGUGACCACCAUCUCAGCCUUCUGGCACGGCACCCAGGCUCGGAUGGAGCUGAGACGUCUAAAACAAGAAGCGCUGAAUAAAUACGCUGUGACAGUAAUUUGGGCAUACUGGCAGGGAACCAAGGCCCGGAGAGAGCUGCGUCAGCUGAAGGAGGAGGCGAGGAAUAAACAUGCCGUAUCGGUCAUUUGGGCCGGCUGGCAGGGCACCAAGGCUCGCAGGGAGCUGAGGAGACUGAAGGAAGAGGCCCGGCGUAAGCAUGCUGUUGCUGUGAUUUGGGCCUACUGGCAGGGACUCAAGGUCCGCAGAGAGUACAGAAAAUUCUUCAGGGCAAAUGCCGGCAAGAAAAUCUAUGACUUCACCAUCCAAAGAAUCAUGCAAAAGUACUUCUUGGGCCUGAAGAGCACCACGCCCUCCAUGUCUCCCGUCGACAUGAACUGGCCCACUAGGCCUUACCGCUUCCUGGAUGGAGUCCACACAGAGCUGCGUAGAAUCUUCCACCUCUGGAGGUGUAAGAAAUACAGGAGCCAGUUCACAGAGGAGCAGAAGGCUGUUUAUGAGGAGAAGCUGGAGGCGAGCGAGAUCUUCAAGGAUAAAAAGACUCUCUACCCGAGCAGCGUGAGCCAGCCCUUUAAAGGAGACUACCUGGAGAUCAGCAAGAACCCCAAAUACCAGAAACUCAGCAGCGCCGUGGAUGAGAAGGUCCUGCUGGCAGAUGUGGUCAACAAGAUUAACAGGGCCAAUGGCAAGGGAACGCCUCGGAUCUUCCUGCUGACGAAGAAGAGCGUGGUCCUGGCAGACCAGAAGACGGGACAGGUGAAGGCCAGCGUCCCUCUGCCUGACCUCAGCAGCGUGUCAGUCAGCACACAGAGCGACGGCUUCUUUGCGCUCAGACUCAAAGAGGGUUCAGCGUCAGCAAUCAAAGGAGACUUCUUACUCAGCAGCGAACAUCUGAUUGAGAUAAUCACCAAACUACACCGCACCGGGGCCACGGCUGCAGACAGCGAGCAGCUCAACAUCGACAUCUCAGACGAGUUCCUGGUGCAGUUCAAGCAGGACAAGGUCUGUGUGAAGUUCAUCCAGGCAGCAGCGCUCAAGAACGGCAACAGUGUGUCCUGCAAACGCAAGAACAACCGCCUGCUGGAGGUGUCGGUUCCCGCUUCGGCAUAGUGCUGCUCUUUUUUCACCAGUGCUGUUCCUGAGAGCUCAGAUAAGGGUGGGAGUGGGGGGUCAUUUCCAUCCAAGCACCAUCCACUCGGAAAAAAAAACCUCUCGUCUCAUGAAGCAUCACCACGUGCCCACCCUGAGCCCAAAAGUGACAGUGCAGUUAUUUGGCUUGUAGUGUUGAUGUUAAUCCUCCCGUCUCUUCCUAUCAGAUUUACUAUGGCACCACUAUAGCUGUAACCUGACGUAAUGUGCCAAUUUUGUUUUUGGCAGUGAAAGCCCGAAUCUGGGUUGCAUGCCACAUAAAUUUGGUCAAAUGUUUCACUGGUGUUUUUGUAAAACUUGGGUAAAGAGUUGAAGAUGGAUAGAAAACAAAUCUCGGUGGAGCACAAGACACUUUGUGUAUGCCAGUGGGUGACGUUGGUCAUGAUUGUUCUGCCUGUAAGUUGGAUUAGUCUUCAGAGAAAAAGUCAUUAGAAGGAAGUUUUUUUUUUUUUGACAAGCGCCAGCCUCAACUGGCCUUGACUCAUCCAUUUUUAAGCAGCUCUGCCUUUUUAAAGCAGAUGGCUUCAAACUUGAGGUGAACGGGGAAACUUUUUGGGCUCGGCUCGACAGAUUUAGUUUUCUCUGAUGAACUGAAACGCUGCACUUGUUUUACCUCAGUGUAACCAAAAGAGGGAUGACCUGAAAAUGAAUUUGAUUGUAUUGUUGUAUUAUUAUCUAAAUACUUUUUUUCUCGGAACGUUGGGAAGUUCAACAAGAAAUGUAAUUUGGUAGAUAAAUGUUAAACCACUUUUGUAUCUGCAAUUCCUAUGUGCCAUUUAAAAGGUCCUAUGUCAGUGUAAUAAUACAAACAUCCCAAAACAAUGAAGGUGAUUGGCCCUGUUCUAUUGCUAUAAUUUACAACACAUUUUUCUUGUUCUUGUCAACAUGUGGCAGCUCUGCACAUGUGAUCAACCCCUAUCUUCUUCUCUACAAACACAGUAAAACAUGAUCCUUUUUAAGCUUUAUUUCAUCUACCAGUUAUUGUCCUAAGCUGAAUUCAUAUCCUUAAUAAGUAGAAUGUCAUGUUUAAGAGAAAAAGACUUGAUCAAAGAUGCCGGCAAAGGCAAUGAAGACGUUUCAUUGGAAGGGAAAAGUACCCAAUCAGAAGACGUAAAGGUACCUGCAUCUUCCUAAAGUCUUCACUAGAUUCAAAGCUUUUCUUGAUCCAAGGUUUAAAACAAAAACAAAAAAAACUACACUUUUCUUUUGUGUGCAAUAAAUAAAAUGCUUUGUUUUGAUUGUUCUAUUUCCAGCGAAAACAGUACUGAGAGCCCCCCCCCCCUCCAGCAGUCGCCCUCACUGUACCGUCAGCUGUACAUAAAGGCUUUUUAGGCCGCGGCAUGGACAAAAGGCUUUUUCUUUAGUAUUCUAACUCUAGUUGCUGUGUUUGUGAAAUAGCCGUUCUUGCCACUGCAGCGUGAGGUAUUGUAGUGCUUGACCCACUCUGACCUAAUGUGUAUUUUUUCAAUGGGAGACGCCAAAUAUUCAGCACACAUGACCACAGAUUCAUGAAGUUGACCAGUUAUAGCUUUUGCAUCUUUCUAUUACAAAUACAGUAAACUUUGCUACACGUAUAUUUAUACAUAAGCCAAAUUUAACUUUUCAAGGAGGCAAUACAGUGCUACAUUUUGCAGGUAUGUUACCUUUUAAUAACCUUUUUGAUGUAAUGGUAGUGGGUUUUGUACCGUUGACGUAUAUAUCGACCAGAUCUUUCUCUGGUGACUGCGGGGAAUAUAACACAGCCAAAGUUGGUCUAGUCAUGUUUUGAAAUCUGGGCUACCUUAGUUUGUAAGUUGCUGAUGUAUUUUUUUUUCAAUGUCACAAAAGACACGGGGGCGUGAGACAUCAGGUGUUGCUGUCCCUUGCACAGGAACGAUUGAGCUGAAAGCUAUUUUUGGAUGUAUCGUCUUCCUUGGCUCCCUGCAACAACUUUCAGUGUAGUUUUGCUAAGGUGACAUCUUGUUCCUCCCCUCUACAUCUCUCUUUUCUCGCCCUUCUUUGUUUUCGUAUUUGAACAAUGGCUAGUUCUGCAAAAUGAUGUCUGCAUUCUUGUGUGCCUAAUGUCGACCUGUGCUGAGAGACAGAAUAUAGAAAUGUUUUAAUAGAUCUCAGUGUAACAUUUACAAGUAAUCUUUUUUUAAAUUAAAUAAAAGUCGGUAAUAAAUAAAUGUUGUUAUUCUGGGA
Messenger RNA from Labrus bergylta (ballan wrasse), 6009 nucleotides. RefSeq names its product myosin IB (gene myo1b). Lineage: Eukaryota; Metazoa; Chordata; Actinopteri; Labriformes; Labridae. Gene Ontology annotation, biological process: actin filament organization; vesicle transport along actin filament. Gene Ontology annotation, cellular component: myosin complex; microvillus; plasma membrane. Gene Ontology annotation, molecular function: ATP binding; microfilament motor activity; actin filament binding. The record is from RefSeq and is a predicted model, not a curated record.